GUGACUUCAUUCAUUCAGCUGAAAGGAAAUGAGGGGUAAAACAGCACUACUAACAGCAGACAAGAAAAAUGGAGAUUGAGGACACAUCAAGUAGAGUAUCUAUUGCAUUUCCUCUUGGCUUAGCUCUUCUUGUUGCCUUGUUAUUGUUCUUUUGUUGCUUCUUUUGUUGCUGCUUGCACUGGGAAAAACUCCAACCUUUGUUUCCAUUUUGUAUGGUUAUCGUCGAUACUCAGCCUCAGACACAAGCAGACUUCACUCCCCCUCCUCACAAGCCAGGCUUUCCUGUCUUGAUGAUGCAGCAUAACCGAGGUGAGAGCUUGCCAGUGCUGAUGCCAGGAGAUGAGGUUCCAAAAUUCAUAGCACUAGCAUGCCCAUGUCAGCCUCCAACAAAUGAAAUGAUCACAAUCCAUGUGCAGAAGACAGCACCAAAUGAUUUUUGCGGCGGAGCUUAAGGGGUACAAAGUUACAAACUAAUUAAAGCCUUAAUUAAAAAUACGUACCAAGUUGCAAUUAGCAAACCCAUCUCAAUUCUCAAGUCCCUGAAUUGAAAGAAAUUUCAUCCAUAUAUACAACGUACAAACUCAAACAUCUGUGGAUAGCUUUGUCCUGAGAGAGAUGAUCAACAAAAACCUCGCGGGGUUGAAGUGCUAGUGAUUGGGAAAUUAAUUAAAGCUGUGCAUCAUCUCUUGAUAACUUUCAUUUUUUAUGUUCCUGCAGACACCACUAAUAUGUACAACAUAGUGGUGUUUUUUUUUCCCUUAAGUUUGAAUUCGCUCAAUUGGAUUCGGAUCACUGUAUGCUAAAAUAAAGCUUGCUGCAUUUCGGAAUACCAUUUUUCGGGGAAAAAAUGAGACAGACAGAGAAAAGAAAAAAUACAAUACGGCGAAAGUAAUGUUAGAGACAGACAAAAGGAGUUGCAAGACAUCAUUAUUAUUGUGCAUAAUAACAAGUUUUCUUUUUGGUGCAGUGCAUAAUAACAAGUUAGUAAUAAUCACUACAUGUUUUCUUUUUCA
Molecule: messenger RNA, 1013 nt
Organism: Glycine soja
Lineage: Eukaryota; Viridiplantae; Streptophyta; Magnoliopsida; Fabales; Fabaceae
Exons: 2
Coding region: 69-452 (127 amino acids)
Source: RefSeq, a predicted model, not a curated record